Messenger RNA from Temnothorax curvispinosus, 4542 nucleotides. RefSeq names its product nuclear pore complex protein Nup107-like (gene Nup107). The transcript is spliced from 7 exons. Gene Ontology annotation, molecular function: structural constituent of nuclear pore. The record is from RefSeq and is a predicted model, not a curated record. NCBI's taxonomy places the organism in Eukaryota, Metazoa, Arthropoda, Insecta, Hymenoptera, Formicidae. The coding region runs from base 130 to 2871 and encodes 913 amino acids. Gene Ontology annotation, cellular component: nuclear pore; nuclear pore outer ring. Gene Ontology annotation, biological process: post-transcriptional tethering of RNA polymerase II gene DNA at nuclear periphery; regulation of DNA-templated transcription; protein import into nucleus.
UAGAGGCGCGCGUAUUACCGGCGUAUUUGUUUGUACAGGUCACGUGGCGUGUUUUCGACUUUCAGCUUUCAACGCCCCGAGCCGAGAUUUCUUGUCGAACCGCGUUGGCCGCGGUUGUCCAGGUGGAAGAUGGAUUCGUCAACCGACGUCAAGGAGAACCUCGACCAGUCGAUUCGCCUGCUGAGCCAGCAGAACAGUCAGCGAAGGACGUUUUUGAGGUUAAGCGGCCAGCGAAGCACCACCCCGAGGAGGAUAUCGCUGCAGCCGGCCGGUCAGUCGCGAAAGGACGCCGACGAUGGUAGGCAGACGCUCAACGACACGCACAGCCCGGGGAUGGCCGACAGGACCGCGGGGUCCAGACUGAGCAAGCUCCACAACCUGGAGCUUGACAGCUCGCUGACCCUCGCGCCCCACGAGAUCCGCGACAUAAUGGUGCGCUCGGAGAGGAACGACAUCACCAUCAAGGAGAUGAUGGAGGACAGCACGGCGACCGGGGCGAUCCUGAAGGCGAACGAGCCGUGGCGGGAGGCCAAGGACAAGCUCUACUACGACUUCCUGCAGAGCGUGCAGGCGCACUUCUCGGAGGCGCAGGUCUUCGACACCAUCGCGGACUUCAUACAAAACUGCACCGACACACUGGACAUCAUGAGAGGUAUGCAGUCAAAAGUUGAGAAUACGGAAGUAGCGGAAGAGGAGACUUCUUUGGAAAGUGAGAGAAACACAUGGAGACUGAUAUACUGCCUCUACCAGAACCGUAUAAGCAGCGCUGGUUUGUCCACUCAAAUGGAACACGAUGGGCCUGUAAACAACAAUUACAUCUCUGAGAAGGAUAUUAUAGAAAAUUUGUACAAGUCUGAGGGCUACAUCAGGGAAUAUCAAUUGAUUAUUGAUUGGCUAGAAAAAAAUGCUCUGGAUCAGGCAGACAAAUAUCCGUCGAUAGAGCUCUUUACCGAUAAAACGGUAGCCUGGGAAAAUACGGUUCAUCAAUUGCACAAUCAGAACUUAAAAAUUGCAUUUGGCUCGUCCAGACCACUGGUCUCGUCCCUCGAUCCCGAUGCACCGAUACGGGAGGGUAAACCAUUACACGAUCUGGACAGAGAAGAUGAUGCCAGACUUGAAAAAAGAAUGUUUAUAGAGGUACGUUGCGGACGUCUUCAGAAAGCACAAUCACUGGCUAUGCACUGUGGCCAACCUUGGAGAGCCGCAUGUUUAUUAGGAUGGAUUCCUAAUCACGAUCCAAAUUACAGUAAUCCAUUAACAGACACUAAAUUACCAAUCGAAGGGAAUCCUAACAGAAGUCUUUGGAAAUUAUGCGCUUGGGAACUAUCUCAGGAUAAACGCAUAGGUGUAUUUUAUCGUGCCAUAUACGCAAGUCUUUGCGGCAAUGUCCAACUUCUACUACAGAUAGCAUCGUCUUGGCAAGAUGCAUUGUGGGCAUAUGUGAAGACUCUUCUUGAUAUUAAAGUCGAAUCAGCACUGAGGUUAAUGAUGAUAAAAAUAUAUACAAUUAUGCCGGAGGAAUAUUGGAAAAAUGAAAUCUCGUUGGAAGACGCGUUCAAAGAAUUGCACGCGUCGAAAAAUCCAAUAAUACGUGCCCAAUCUAACAAACCCGAUCAUUUAAUUCAAAAAUAUAUAAUAUUAGAUCAAAUACCGAAGUUGAUGGAAGAGAUCGAAAGUAUGAUUGAUGUCGGCGCCUGCGACUCGCAGUUCCUCAGAUUCCUGGCACAUAUAAUACUGUUCUUCAGGCAGAUCGGGAAAAGUACAAAAGAUAAAGUGGAAGACAAAGUAUUGCUGGCAUACGUUCGCGUCCUUAUUGAAAUAGGCGAUCCAACUUUAGUCGCGUUCUACACAGCCACGUUACCUCAGGAGGAUCAAAUAACCAACUAUGCCUCUUACUUAGAAUGUGUUAAAGAGCAUGAACAGCGGAAGAAAUGUUUACGCGCGGCGGAAGACGCGAACUUAAAUGUAGAAGCUAUUACGAAAUUGGUGGUGGAAAAUAUACGUAAGAAACAUCUAGAAUGCGAUGCAACGGACUUAAAAGGAACUAUUACCGAGGCGGAUAUGGAAAAGAUUAAUGGUCUGGAUUGGCUGAUUUUCUAUCAAAGUCAAAGAGAAGAAGCUUUACGACAAACAAACGCGCUCAUUAGAUACUUCCUGACUAACGAAAAGAUCGAUGCGGCGCGAAAAGCAUUUAACAAGAUCCCAUCAGAUUCGAUCGAAUCAGUUAUGACCGAGUAUCCGACUAUGGACUGCACACUCACGAAUCUUACGAUAACUGAUAAUUUGUCGAAGAAAGCGGCUGCAUCGGUAAGAGAAUACCUUUGUUAUAAAACGUAUCUUGACGCUCAAGAAGGUUUCGGUGAAUGGUUCUCGCACUAUCAUCACGGUAAACCUACGCCACCGGAAGAGUUGCCGACGUAUGCCACGUUUACGGAAAAGGUUGCGUACGAUCACAGAAAGACGCAGUACAAUUCAGAAUUCGAAAGAUGGAAAUCUACGAUGCAGCAUCAUACGAAGGCUGUGAAACAAUUAUUAUUUAAUGUUUUAUUGUUUCCCGACGGCGGCUGGCUCGUCGAUUCAAAGGGUAGCAACGACGAGCCAUGCACGCCCGAAGAUGAACUUAGAGAACAUCAGUUGGAAAAACUGCGCGAAGUUUGUAUCCCUAAAGUCACACUUUUAUUACAUUCGGUUAUGUCCGAGAUGAACGAGCACGACGGUUGCAUUCAACUGGCUGACAUACUUGCUUCCGAGCAACAUCAGCUGUACAAAGUAUUUUCAAAGGAAAGAUUACGCGAGAUAUUUAAAAAGAUCUGUGAAUCUUCUCUCGUCUUAAUGGAUCAAAAGAAAGAUCCUUGGGGAUAUCCGAAAUGAAGAAUAUGUAGAUAAUAUAUUACUGUAUAAACCCAUUUGUAUCGCUCGCUGGCCUUUCGCAUUAAAUGUACAAAGACAAUUUUCAUGGUUCUUUUUUCCUUUUUUCUUCUUUUUUUUUAUAAAACCAGUUUAUUGUCAACCACAAGAAGUGAAUAUAAAAUUUGAUACAAUGUUCAAUAAUUCGUAAUCAUAAUAUAUCAUAUACCUCGUGAUUACUUAGAUAUGCUCUUUUUACCCAAUUAGUAAUAAAUGUGGCGCUAUCAAAGCCAUUAAGAUUAAUGUGUGAAACGUGCGAUGAAACUCAUAGUCCGUAAAAGAGCAGAACAUCCUGAGAUACAUUUUGUAGCAACACUUAGAACUCGGUUUUGCAGUUGACAGACACUUCUAAUCACGUAUCUUGAUCGCACAAAUAUAAAUUCGCGCACGACAAACGAAUACGGAAUGCAAGAAUAAUGCCUGAAAUGAAACGACGUAUCCUAUGGAAAUCUGAACGUAUGUCGUACAUUGAAGAGCAACAGUGAUAUGGUUCAUUGCGUGUUCUAUUCUAUUGUCAAGAGAACGAUGUUUUUCUGUCGAGAAACGGGAGCAGUCUUCUUUUCCAGCCAAAAUUUCCCUCUCUUCGGACGCAUGGCUUUGAUUUUGAAGAUCGAACGCGUGCGCCUUCUAAAUAAUACUACAGGUGAACUGAGAGAAACAUUUACACGGUACAUUACAUAUAGACUAUAUAAAGAAAAUUAACAUUUUCGACAAAGUUCCCUAUCUACUAAACAAAUCGGAAUUUUAACGACGCUCGCGCGCUCCGCGAUCGACGUUGCCCGAUUUUGUUUAUCUUACGAGAUAUGUCAAAUUACGAUUUAAACAGUAAGGAUUGACUUUUCAUUAAAUGGUGCUCGCGACGAUGAAACCAUGAGCAUUGAUAUCUUAAUAAUCUCUAGGCAAAUUUACUUCGGAAUGAAUGAAUAGCUAGAUAUCAUUUAGAACAACUUUCUCUAAUGCAUAUAUGUAUAUGAGAAAACCAUCAUGAAUUUUCGUCUCAAUACGUGAGAUGGGGGCCCGAAGACACAAAAAAUACUUGGAACAUCUCAGAAGACUUAAAAACGCUACAUCAAACGUUUACAACACGGUUGAGCAUCUAAAGAGAUUUCUUUAGACACCUUCAGACAUCUUUCAGACACCUGCGUUGUUUGCGUAUUCACUUGAAAUUAAUUAAAGGGACAUAUGUUUCAUAUAAUAUAUUAUAUAUUCGGUAGAUUCGAACAAUCGAGAAGAUCGUUAUUUCCUAUCUUUCAGCAUGGUGUUAUCUAACAUGACAUCCCCGCGGUGAAAAAAGGAUGUCGUGUCAGAAUUCUUCGGCAUUCUUGCAAAUACUUUUCGAAUUUAAACUCGAAUGUAGUUCGUGCAUUUGCUUGAAACAGGAGGUAAACGAGCAUCUUGGAUAAAGUGUCCGCGAUAACGAUUAGACGAUUAGUAGAGUUAGUUUGUUAGUUAAGCUAUUCUAACACGUAAAUGCUGAAGAGAAACGAAAGGGUUGACAAUUUCAAUGUUCCUCGGAUACAAUUCGACACGCGCGCGCUAGUCCUGCAAGACGAUCAAUUUUCGUUCGCCAGCUAAUACUUUCACUCGCUACGUAAGACGUCCUGAUUUUUUUCGGUACGGAUGCACUUUUCGUAU